GAGGGGCAGGCUGGGAAGCGCCGCCAUGUUGGCGUCGUCCGCGCUGUAUUGUCAUAAAUAGAGCCGGUUAUGUAGUGUUUUCACUACUCGGUUGGCUGCCUCGGCCGUGGUGAGUGAGAGAGUGUGCGAGCUAGCGAGCGACAGGCGACCAGAGGAAAACGGACAAGAGGAGGGGAAGGAGCCAGAACGGGACUCCGGAGCGGGAGACACUCGCGGUGAGGGAGGCUCAGGAAGCGAUGAAAGAAACGUCUGCAAACACCGUGCUGGACAGCCAGCGUAAACAAAAGCAUUAUGGAAUCACUUCUCCAAUUAGCUUGGCAUGUCCUAAAGAAAUUGAUCACAUUUACACACAGAAAUUAAUUGAUGCCAUGAAACCAUUUGGAGUUUUUGAAGAUGAGGAAGAAUUGAACCACAGGCUGGUUGUUCUUGGUAAAUUAAACAAUUUAGUAAAAGAGUGGAUUUCCGAUGUUAGUGAGAGUAAGAAUCUCCCACCUUCUGUUGUGGCUACUGUUGGUGGUAAAAUUUUCACUUUUGGCUCCUAUAGGCUUGGAGUACAUACCAAAGGAGCUGACAUUGAUGCACUUUGUGUAGCUCCAAGACAUGUGGAGAGAUCUGAUUUUUUUCAGUCUUUUUUUGAAAAAUUGAAGCAUCAAGAGGGCAUUAGAAAUUUAAGAGCUGUAGAAGAUGCCUUUGUACCUGUUAUAAAAUUUGAAUUUGAUGGAAUUGAGAUUGACCUAGUUUUUGCAAGACUGGCAAUACAAACCAUAUCAGAUAAUUUAGAUCUAAGAGACGACUCUCGACUGAGAAGCCUUGAUAUAAGGUGUAUUCGCAGCCUAAAUGGAUGUAGAGUUACUGAUGAAAUUUUGCAUUUAGUGCCAAAUAAAGAAACUUUUAGACUCACCCUAAGAGCAGUCAAAUUAUGGGCAAAACGACGUGGUAUUUAUUCCAACAUGCUGGGAUUCCUUGGUGGUGUCUCUUGGGCAAUGCUAGUUGCAAGAACUUGCCAAUUAUAUCCAAAUGCAGCAGCUUCUACUUUAGUUCAUAAGUUCUUUUUAGUUUUUUCCAAGUGGGAAUGGCCAAAUCCUGUGCUGCUGAAGCAACCAGAAGAAAGCAAUUUGAAUUUGCCUGUUUGGGAUCCUCGGGUAAAUCCAUCAGAUAGGUAUCAUCUCAUGCCCAUAAUCACCCCUGCCUACCCACAACAGAAUUCUACGUAUAAUGUGUCCACAUCAACUCGAACAGUAAUGGUAGAAGAAUUUAAACAAGGUCUUGCAGUCACAGGUGAAAUUCUUCAAGGGAAAUCAGAUUGGUCCAAACUACUUGAGCCACCAAAUUUUUUUCAAAAGUAUAGACAUUAUAUAGUAUUGACUGCCAGUGCAUCAACAGAAGAAAACCAUCUAGAGUGGGUUGGAUUAGUAGAAUCUAAAAUCCGUGUGCUUGUUGGAAACUUGGAACGGAAUGAAUUUAUUACUCUUGCCCAUGUAAAUCCCCAGUCAUUCCCAGGAAAUAAGGAACAUUAUAAAGACAAUAAUUACGUAUCAAUGUGGUUCCUUGGAAUAAUUUUUCGGAGAGUAGAGAAUGCAGAAAGUGUUAACAUAGACUUGACAUAUGAUAUACAGUCAUUUACUGAUACAGUGUACAGACAGGCAAACAAUAUAAACAUGCUAAAGGAGGGAAUGAAAAUUGAAGCAACUCAUGUUAAAAAAAAACAACUUCAUCACUAUCUUCCAGCAGAGAUCCUUCAAAAGAAGAAAAAGCAAAGUCUUUCUGAUGUCAAUCGUUCAAGUGGACCUCAAUCCAAAAGAUCAUCUCUGGAUGGCAAUUGUUUGGAUAGCUCUAGAGACACUGAUAAUGGAACACCUUUUAAUUCCCCAGUGUCUACAAACAAACCUCCCAAGCCUGAUGUUUCUCCUUCAGGAGAAACAGAAAGGAAUAAAACUGAACCUGCUGCUGUGAUUGUGGAAAAGCCAUUGAGUGUUCCGCCAGCUCAAGGACUAUCUAUUCCAGUCAUUGGUGCAAAAGUUGACUCUGUAGUAAAAGCUGUAUCACCCCCAGCUGUGUGCACCAUUCCUACUGUAGUAGGACGAAAUGUUAUUCCUAGGAUCACAACACCCCACAACCCUAUCCAGGGACAACCACAUCUAAAUGGGAUGGCAAAUAUAACUAAAAAUGUUGUGCCCAAAAGGUCCCAUUCCCCAUCUAUCGAUAUGUCUUCAAAGAGAUUAAAAGAUAUAGAAAAGUUUAUUCGACUUGAAUCAAAGUUUAAGGAAUCACGUGCUGCUGAAAACAGAAAAAGAAAAUCAGUGAAUGCCAUUGGAGGAGAAUGUAUGCCUAUUCCAACUAUUGAUACUUCACGCAAAAAGAGACUGCCCAGUAAAGAACUACCAGAUUCAUCAUCUCCAGUUCCAGCAAAUAACAUUCGUGUCAUCAAAAAUUCUAUUCGACUGACUCUUAAUCGGCUCCAUCACCGCUUGCUGGCCCAGGAGGCCGCUCUGAGCUACGCACCCCGGGAGGAGAGGCCCGCAGCGUUAUAUCUUCCUGUAUUCAAAUAUUUUGAGAUUUGCUCUACCAAUUCUCUAUUUGAGUAAAGGUGAAUGAUUAUGAAAGGGCUAAUUGUCACCUGACUUCAAACUUUGAAAAAUUCUUUAGUAAGGGAUUUGAUUAAAUUUUAUAUGUGAUGUAUUUGCAUUUUUGUAUUUAAUAUCUACCUAUUCUCCCCUUCUAUUAUCAGUCUUCAAAGUCUCUUUAAGAAUUCCCUGUACAUCCAUGUUUACCUUAGUAUAUAAACAGAUUCUUUGGAGUGAUUAGUGCAGUUUUUCUUUAAUAAGAAAGCAAUUAGCCUAAACCUUAUACUAUAGUGUAGUCAUUUCUCUUGUUUUAAGGGUCCAUUCAACACAGGGUUAAGAUAUAGUCAGUGGUUCAAGUUGGACCUCUCAAAGAUAGCAUUCUUCCACCUGUUUGGUAACUGGGAGUUGAUGAAAUGCUUUUAAGAUGUGGGUUUGGUCAAAAAUGAAGUGUUUUUAUCCAGAACAGUAGGUAGAAUGUUCAGUACAUUUUGUUACCAUUGUAGGAAUCUUCCAUUGUACUGGUUCCAAGUAAGUAUAAAGGUAAAGUAUGAUCUGGGAGUAUAUAUCACGUUACGAGGGACUAAGUAAAUGUGUUGGAUUUCAGGUGUGAAACUAUACUUAGAAAUACUUUUUUUAAAAGUCAGAACUAUCUACAUACGUAAAAGUCUAAGCGACCAUCCGACCAACCAUCUGACCAGUAGCUAUGACAUGCAAUGACCACCAAGGGGUAGACGCUCAAUGCAGGAGCUGCUGAGCUGUGGUGACUUGGCAGCUGCAGUUCUCAGGUAACACAUUAGAACCAGAGAGGAGGGAGCCCGAUUUUGGGGUGCAUCCCCCGAGAACUACCCUCACAGUCCGGGACUCCUCAGGGGAUGUUGGAGAGCCGGUUUCAGCCCAAUCCCCGCAGGCCAGGCCAAGGGACCCCACUGGUGCACGAGUGCAUGCACUGGGCCUCUAGUUCAUUAUGUAGACAUGUUCAUUUUCACAAGGGUUAAAUUUUUUUUUUAAUUUUAUUUUAUUGUUUAAAGUAUUACAGAUAGCAGCGCAUAUGUCUCCUUUUUUUCCCCCCAUUGACCUUCCCCCGGGCUCCUCUACCCCCCAGCACAUGCCCUCACCCCACCCCUCCCAGUGUCUUGUGUCCAUUGGUUAUGCUUAUAUACAUGCAUACAAGUCCUUCGGUUGAUCUCUUACCUCCCCCUCUCCCAACACUCCCCACUUCACACUGUAAUUUUGCAGUCUGUUCCAUGCUUCUCUGCCUCUGUAUCUCACAGGGGUUAAAUUUUAAUCUCAUUUUUCAGUGACUGGUUCUGAAAAUUAGUAUAUAUCAAAGGAAAACAAUUAUCUGCUAAUUUACCCUUAGGGACAAUUUGAGAGACAGGGUUUGUGGCUUGAAAUCUUAUAACAUUGGGGCAGGAGAAUGAAUUUUUAAAACACUACAUUGGAUCCCACUCCUGACACCAAAAAAAAUAAAAUAAAACACUACGUUGGUGCUUACAAUAAGAAGAAUUGUCUUACAACAGCAAUUUAGUAAUAUUAAAAUGCUACUCUAGCAGAAGCAGUAAAGUGAAGCUGGGCUAAGAUUAUUUUCCACUGUUCCACAGCUUUGAAAUCAGAAUUCCUAAUGGGUGUCAUGGACCAUAGGGAAUCCUUCGCAAAUGUAUAUAAGAAGUUUUUAUUUAUAUGCAUUUUUCUGGGGAGAAAUUCAUAGCUUUCAUCACCUUUUCAAAAUGGUUCAUGACCCUAAAAAUAGGGGUGGGGGACCACAGCUAUCCAGAAUUGAAUAAUUCCGGACUCAGGGGAAUUUUUUCCCAUAAGAUUUUCCUGUGGUAUAUUUCCGAAAAUGUACUAUGGCUCCUAACUAGUAAAGUGGGCUGAUGGAGGAUGCUGAAACACCAAAUUUCUCUCCAGGUUUCUUUAUAUAUUUCAGAUGAAACUUCUUCAGUACUUAGAAAAAUGCUUCCUAUUGCAUUUAUAAAUGUCUUCAUGUUAAUUUAGAUUCAUCAACGGGGUCAAACUUUAGUUCAACAAAUCAGAGUAGAAUAGCUUAUAAUGGCCAUUAGAAAUGGUAAAAAGUAGUUAAUCAUUUAAGAUCCUAAUCCUUAUGAUUUAAAGUAUCAUUAAAGUUCUCUUGUUCUUCUGUGUUUGUGGUUCAGACUAGAACGUAUACUGAACAGACCAAUAGAACUUUAGUUUAAAAAACAUUUUAUAAAUAAAAUUGUAUUUAAAUAAAUAACUGCCUAUUAAAUCUUCCAAAGCUUAGAAUUUAGGCCAUAAUGAUAGUGAUAAAAAGUGCAGAUGUUGGGAGAAAAACCAAUCUCAAUAAUGGUAACUAUGUAUUUCCUUGGAAUUUUUUCAGAAGGAUUAUACAAGGUCAUGUCCUUCCCAAAUUUCCUAUUUUUUUCUGAAAUAAUUUCUGAAGUUAGUCGAACAUAAGAUUAUUAUUAGACUUGCUAUAAUUUUUAAGCUAUUACUACAUUUUAGCAAAGAUCCACAUAAUUACUUUAUAAACUGCUUAGGAUAUCUUUGAGGUAAAUGGUGCUACAUCAAUCAUUCCACAGUGUUAAGUAAAAUGAAUGCAGCUGUGUGUGUAAUUCAUUUUAAUUUUUCCUGCCUUUUAUUUGGAUUGUCUUAUUUCUUAGUUAUACACAUGAGCCUCAUUUGUCUGAAAUAAGUAAUCAAAUAAACUUGCUUUGAUAAA
Messenger RNA from Myotis daubentonii (Daubenton's bat), 5262 nucleotides. RefSeq names its product poly(A) polymerase gamma (gene PAPOLG). The record is from RefSeq and is a predicted model, not a curated record. Gene Ontology annotation, biological process: RNA 3'-end processing. Gene Ontology annotation, molecular function: RNA binding; poly(A) RNA polymerase activity. Gene Ontology annotation, cellular component: nucleus. Lineage: Eukaryota; Metazoa; Chordata; Mammalia; Chiroptera; Vespertilionidae.